UCCCACAGGAAGUCGCAACUUGCAUACGGAAGGAAUGGAAGGAAUGAUGUUGAUGUUUGUUGGAUAGCUAGCGAAAGCAAUGUGUCAGUGUGGAAUAGUGGCAACAAGUUGAAAGAGCUCGGGUGAACUGACACAAGCUCAGGAUGCUGGAGUCCUACGUCACUCCGCUCUUGAUGAGCUAUGUGAACCGCUACAUCAAGAACCUGAAGCCCUCGGACCUGCAGCUGUCUCUGUGGGGGGGAGACGUGGUCCUCAGCAAGCUGGAUCUCAAGCUGGACGUGCUGGAGCAGGAGCUGAAGUUACCUUUCACCUUCCUGAGCGGUCACAUCCACGAGCUGCGAAUCCACGUGCCAUGGACGAAGCUUGGCUCAGAGCCGGUGGUCAUCACCAUCAACACCAUGGAGUGCAUCCUGAAGCUGAAGGAUGGAGCCCAGGAUGACCACGAGAGCUGUGGCUCCAGCUCCACCAGUCGCAGCGCCUCCGACAGCUCCAAGUCUCUGGCCAAACCACGCCGGGUGCAGCAGGCCGCCCCCACCGACCCAGACCUUCCCCCAGGGUAUGUUCAGAGUCUGAUAAGGCGGGUGGCCAACAAUGUCAACAUCGUGGUGAACAACCUCAUCCUGAAGUAUGUGGAGGACGACAUCGUGCUGUCCGUCAACAUCACGUCAGCGGAGUGCUACACCGUGGACGAGCUGUGGGACAGGGCCUUCAUGGACAUAGCUGCUCCUGAUCUGGUUUUGAGAAAGGUGAUUAAUUUCUCGGACUGCACGGUGUGUCUGGACAAGAGGAACGCGAGUGGGAAGAUUGAGUUCUACCAGGACCCGCUGCUCUACAAGUGCUCCUUCCGAACACGCCUGCACUUCACCUACGACAACAUCAACUCCAAGAUACCGGCUGUCAUCAAAAUCCAGACCAUGGUGGAGAGCCUGAAGUUGUCCAUGACUGACCAGCAGCUGCCCAUGUUCAUUCGCGUCAUGGAGCUGGCCAUAGCACUGUACUACGGCGAGAUCGGUGCCCACAAGGAGGGCGAAGGCGAGGAGGGAGCGGGCAGUGCCAGGGAGGUGGUGGUCAGCAUCCCAGGUAUGGAGGUGGACCUAGACCCCCAGGCCAUGGCGAGCCAGUACCCGAGCCCAGACCUGUACAUGUCCCCGGGGUCGGACGAGGACGAGCAGGGCUGGGUGUCCUGGGCCUGGUCGUUUGUCCCAGCCAUCGUGGACGGGGACGAGGAGGACGGGGAAGGGGGUUUCUACUUGGAGGACAACGAAGACGGGGGGAGUCCUAGCAGUCCACUGCCACACACGCCCAAAGACCCUGUGGUGUCCAUCGGCUUCUACUGCACGAAGGCGUCAGUCACGUUUAAGCUGACGGAGACGCAGUCGGAGAGCAGCUACUACAGCCCCCAGAAGGUGAAGUCGAGGGAGGUGCUGUGCGUGGAGCAGGAGGGCAUCACUGUGGAGGCGCUCAUGAAGGGAGAGCCCUUCUUCGACUGUCAGAUCGGCUUUGUGGGGUGUCGGGCCCUCUGCCUGAAGGGCAUUAUGGGUGUGCGGGACUUUGAGGAGAACAUGAACAGACCUGAAGAGGAUGCUGUGUUCUUUAACUGCGGAGAGAACCUGAGCUCUAAAGGCAUGACUUACCUGACCAACUCCCUAUUCGACUACCGCAGCCCUGAGAACAAUGGUGUCCGCGCCGAGUUCAUCCUGGACGGAAACCUACAUAAGGAGACCUACACAGAGAUAGCAGGCAUGCAGAGGUUUGGUGCUUUCUACCUGGAUUACCUCUACACAAUGGAGAAUGGUGGCGACAAAGUGUGUAUAGGGUCUCAGGACUUCUCGUCAGCGGGUAAGGAGGAGCCGACGCCACCGACACAGGAGUCGUCUAUAAAGCGGAUGGUGGUCGGUCCUGUGGACGUGCGUCUCCAUAGCAGCGCUGUGCACCGCAUCCUCAAGAUGGUGGCCUGUGCCCUGGACCACGAGUAUGAGCCCUACUGCCGACCCCAGCCAGAUGUGGUGGAAGAGAGCCGGGCGCCCCCCACCCAGGAGGAGCUGGCUGCCCUGGAGGAGUUCAUCCCCACACGCCUCACCUCCGUCACGCUACUCAGCAUCUCCGUCACUCUCUGCAUGGCCGAGUUCAACCUUCUACACACCGUCCUGCCCCUCAUCAUGAGACACAAGACUCCCCCUCCCCAGGUCAGUGCUCCGGUGUUCCAGGCAGUGCGGCCGCUGCCGGUGCUUCGCCUGCUGGUGGAGCGGGUCAACCUGGAGCACUCGGAGCCCAUGUAUGCCCCUGAGCUGGUCAGCGCCGCCAGCAGCCUCUCCCAGCCCUCCGAUAACCUGCUGCAUCACUGCUACGCACACUGCUACCUCAAGGUGUUUGGAUUCCAGGUGGGCUUGAGCUCCAUGGACGCCGAGAGCAACUUCCUCCCUCUGAUUCCCAUCAUCCCGUCCUUCAGCACGGCUCUGUACGGGAAGCUGCUCCGCCUGCCCGCCUACUGGACUAAGAGGUCUUCUGUGUCCAUCACCGAGUGCAUUUUUGAGCUGCCCCACUUCUCGCUGCAGGGCAGCCGGGCCCAGAUGCUGCUGCUGCAGGCCAUCAGUCAGAGCUGGACCCACAGCCUGGGGAACGGGGCCUCCCCGGGGGUCAGUGAAAGCCUUCUCAACGACGUGUACAAAACACCAGCCCAAGGUGUGAAGCCAUCGAGUUCCGCGCCUGUCCUGGAGGCCUCCGUGCAGAGCGUGGAGCUGAAGUUGUGUCGCCGGGCGACAGUGCAGUGUGCCUCGGGGACGGUGCGGGCCAUAAAAGUGUGUGCCAGGAGUUCUGCAGAGGGCCAGAAGGAACGUUUGGUUCCGCUAAUCCAGGGCCCGUCUGACACCAAAGAGCUCCACCAGAGCCGCUGGCUGAAUGAGUUGCGGAAACCCGAGUCCCUGCUCGCCCCCGACCUGCUCGCCUUCUCCGUUCAGGUGCCACAGCAGGGCGACGACUGCCGCAACUCAGGUGCCGUGCUUCUGGUCAGUGUGCAGGGCAUAGCAGUGAAUGUGGACCCAGUGUUCUGCACGUGGCUCCUGUACCAGCCGCAGAAAUGGAGCAGCAGGCAGCAGCAGCAGCAGCAGCAGCAGCAGCAGCAGGCGCAGGGCGUGGGCGCCAUGGUGAUGGCGGGGGCCAAGCGUCGGGAGGACGAGGUGUCGAUGGGGAGCGCACCUCAUGCCAAGCAGCCCUCCAACCAGGCCUCGGACUAUGCCAGCAGCCCCGUCAAAACCAAGACUGUUACAGGUACCCCCUCCCCCCAACACACACACACACACACACACACACACACAUACACGCACUCCGCUCCUGUGUGUGUGUGUGAUAUGGUUUUCCCUCAGCUGGAGCUGCAGUCGUGCUGUGUGUUCGUUCCCAACGACAGCCUUCCCUCGCCGAGCACCAUAGUGUGCGGGGACAUCCCGGGCACCGUGCGCAGUUGGUACCACAACCAGGCCACCAUGCCUGGGACUCUGGUGGUCUGUUUGCCCCAGAUCAGUGUGAUGAGCGCGGGACACAAGUACAUGGAGCCCCUGCAGGAGAUCCCGUUCGUGGUUAUCCGGCCCAUUCUGGAAGAGGGUGAUGCGUUCCCGUGGACAGUGAGCCUGAGCCAGUUCAGUGUGUACACUCUGCUGGGUCAGCAGCGCUCGCUCAGCCUGCUGGAGCCCAUGGGCUGCACCUCCACGCUGGCCGUCACCUCACACAAGCUGCAGCAGGCACCCGCCGUCCCCCCCACAGCCGCUGCCCCAGAGGGACAACAUCGCCAUGCCUUCAUCGUGUGCCUGCACGUGGACCUGGAGCCGCUGCACCUCAAGUGCUCCAACCCACAGAUGCAGUUGCUGUAUGAGUUGUUUCUGAGCUGGAGCUCCACCUGGUCACGCCUGCAGAGGCGGGGCAUCCUCCGACAGACCUCCGGCUUCCCUGACCCCCCCGCCACUACCGCCGCGACCGCCGCCGGACCGCCCUCGCCAGUACCCAGCAGCGCCGGCACCGCCCCCCCGGACACCAGCACCUGCAGCCCCUCCGCUGACCUCUGCUCCCCCACUGAGGGGGACUCUGUGCAGGCGGCCGAUGACUGUCCAUUCUCAGAGACGGUCACUCUGGAGCAGAGGACCAGCAGCAUCGGCGGCUCCAGUGGGAAGGUCAGCCUGUGGAUGCAGUGGAUGCUGCCCAAAAUCACCGCCAAACUCUUCGGCCCAGACCCCCUCAACAAGAAAUCCGAGAUCUGUGUGAUCAGCGAGCUGGAGGAUCUAAGCGCAUCGGUGGACGUGCAGGACAUCUACACCAAAAUCAAGUGUAAAGUGGGCAGCUUCAACAUCGACCAUUACAAAACCAGGCCGGGUGAGGGCUGGCAUACCGGCCAUUUUGAAGGCGUCAUUCUACAAUGCAAGGAGAAGGCAGUGACGGCCGCCAAAGCUCUGGAGGUGUCCCACCAGCAGCAUGGCUUCCUGUCCGUCACUUACACGCAGGCCGUGACGCGCAACGUGCGCCACAAGCUGACAGCACGGCAGGAGCGGGGGCCCGCGGGGGGGCCUGCUGAUGGGCGGCAUGGGGGGUUCCAGGGGAGGGCCAGCUGCCGGGGUAUCGCCGGGGGCGAUGAUGGACGGCUCGCCGCAGCACUUGCACGAGAUCCUGCUGACGGCGCAGCCCUUCGACCUGGUGCUGUCCUGCCCCCUGCUGGCCGCCGUCGCUGGGGUGUUCCGCGUGGCGCCAGGGCCGUCGUCACGGCGACGGGCUCUGAGGGAACGAGGAAGGCAGGCGGCCAACCCAUGCGUAGCCACGCUCUCACCUCCAGCAGCCUGCCACUCAUCUACAUCAACACCAGUGUCAUCCGCAUCUUCUGCCCCACAGACACAGACUCCCCUCAGAAGAAGGAGGACACUCUGGUGCUGAAGAUUGGCUCCGUCAGCAUGGCCCCUCAGGCAGAUAACCCUCUCACCCGCACCGUGCUGCGCAAGGACAUCUACCAGAGAGCUCUGAACCUGGGCAUCCUGCGUGACCCAGGCUCUGAGGUGGAGGACCGGCAGUACCAGCUGGACCUGCAGUCAAUGAACAUUGGCACGGCCCGCUGGGAGCAGCUCCGACCCGAGAAGGACGCGGGGAAAGGAGGUUCGCCUGCUGAGGGAGAGAGGAACUCCCAGAAUCCCGCGCUGGAGUGGAACAUGGCCAGCAGCAUCAAGCGGCAUCAGGAGCGGAGGGCCAUCCUGACCCCCAUCCUCACAGAUUUCUCUGUGCGUGUCACCGCAGCUCCCGCCAUCAUCUUCAGCAAGCCCAUCUCCCCCGACAACACCCAGGUGGAGGAGAUAGUGGUGUGCGGACAUUCCCUGGAAGUGAACAUCACCACGGGCCUGGACUUCUUCCUGAGCGUGGCCCAGGUUCAGCUCCUCCAGCAGCUGCUGCACGCCAACAUGCUGGGGGCCGAGACUCCGGAGAAGAGUGCAGAGGCACGCGGUCAGGAGCAGCACAGCACCCUCUCCUUUGCCCCCGGCCUGGCUGAGAGUGUGUCUCGCCCCAGCGCUGGCGGCGGCGGUGGCGGAGGUGGAGGUGGCGCCCAGGACAGCGGCUUUGGCAGUGACAGCGCCCGCCUGCGCAUUGUGCAGAUCGAGCAGCAGAGCGGCGCCAGCCACCACCGUCUGGCCCGGCCCUCGCGCCAGCCCACCAUCACCAAGAACCUCAGCUUCAUCCCCUUCGACAUCUUCCUCACCGCCGGCCGCGUCGCGCUCAUGACCUACGCCUCGACCCGCGUGCCCAAACCGCCUCCCGCCGCCAACGCCCCCACCUCCGCUGGUGACCGCCCCAGCAAGAGUGCCCUGAACAUGCCCGAGGGAGAUCACCCCUCUGACCCCUCCUCCACCCCCCCACCCCCUGCCGUUGCUGCCACAGUGACCUCUGACCUCUCUGUGCUGACCGCAGAGGACAUCCUGAACAGUAACACCCCUCCAGUGGUGGUUGGGGGGCGCUCAGGUGGGGGGCUGCUGUCUCUGGAGAGCAUCCAGGUGCCCAGCCGUUCCUCGGCGCGGCAGGCCCUGGGGGUGACGGUGGUGAGGCAGCCCGGGCGGAGGGGCGCGGGGGACGCCCUGCUGGAGCCGCUGCUCUACCUGCAGGUGUUCCAGCCCUCCGCCCUGCUCUCCUGCCACCACCGCAAGCAGAGGCUGGAGCUCUCCGUGUUUGACGUGGCCCUCAAGGGCGUGGCCCCCAGCUACAAGUGCAUCGAUCCAGGGAAGAGUCUUCCUGAGGCUCUGGACUACAGUGUGUUCUGGCUGCAGACGGUAGCAGGAGAGGCAGACAGCCGCACAGGAAUCCCCCCACCUCUGCUCACCCUGCAGAUCAAAGACUUUCUCAACGGCCCAGCGGAGCUGAAUGUGGAGCUCUCCCGUCCCCUGAAGAUUAACCCCACGCUCGCCAAGCUGGAGCAGGCCAAGGCUUUCCUGAGGAAGGUUUUCCCAGAAGCCGGGGACCGCCUGGAUCCCGGACGAGCCCCCAGUGCGCAGUCCUCCCCAGGCAAACCCGCCUCACCCCGUGCCUCUGCCCCCUCGUCCCCGUCCAGGACCUGGGGUCACGCAGGCCCCCUCCAGGCACUCCAGCCCUUCCACAAGGUCUCACUGAGCACCGUCCAGAUUGUGGUCGCCAUGGAGACGGACACUCACCCAUCACGGCCGAGCCUGACGGUGUCCGUGUCUGGGAUGAAGGGCAGCCUCAUCAUGAGGCACGGGCCUAAGCUCACAGACCCAGUCCAGCUGGCGUCUCUGCUGGUGGAGGUGGAUGACCUGCUGGUGAAGACGGGCCUGCGGGAUCGGAACCGGCUGCUCCUGGGGCCGCUCACCUGCGGCGCGGAGCUGGAGGCCUGCUGGUGCAGACACAGUGGCAGCCCUGGACCGGAGCCAGGUCCACCCAAACUGCUGCUGGACCUCAAGGGAGGCCUCCUGCAGGUCUUCUGGGGUCAGGAGCACAUGAACUGCCUGUUGCUGAUCCAGGAGUACCUGCAGGGCUUCUUGCAGAAGAGCGCCCAUGCCGACCCUGGGCCCGAGGAGCAGCCCCCCACCUCCAGGCCCCAGUCACCCCCCGGCCCCCAGCCCUCCAAGACAGAGCACAGCUCAGACGACCUCCGCACAGGCCUCUUCCAGUACAUCCAGGACCCAGCCUCUCAGAAGCUGCCUGGUGCCCAUGAGGUGGUGUUCUACAGCGAGACGGACGACAGCCCUGGGGUCAUGAUGUGGAGGUACCCGGAGCCCCGGGUCCUGACCUUCGUGCGGAUCACUCCGGUCCCCUUCAACACCACGGAGGACCCCGACAUCAGCACCGCAGACCUGGGCGACGUGCUGCAGGUUCCCUGUAGCCUGGAGUACUGGGAUGAGAUCCAGCGGGUGUUUGUGCCCUACCGGGACUUCAGCCUGUCGGAGAGCAGUGCGUGUGAGCUACAGCUGCCCAGCCUCAGCCUCGGCCUUGGCCUGGCCAAUCAGCAGAAGGAGCUGGUGGCCUCUGACCUCUGGAGGGUCGUGGUCAACAGCACAGCCGACACGGGUGAUGAGCAGAGCUCAGACAGUGAGUCGAGCUCCCAGCUCCAGUGUGACCAGCUGGUGUCGCCCACUGCCCUGGCCGCCUGCACCCGAGUGGACUCCUGCUUCGCCCCCUGGUUCGUGCCCUCGGUGGGCAUCUCCCUGCAGCUGGCCCAGAUCCAGCUGAGACUCUGCCACCACCUGGAGCAGCUGGGCACAGCCCCGUGCCAGCGGCUCCGUCCCUUCCUAUCAGACAGGAAGUUACCUCAGGAGCAGGAGUACAUGCUGAUUGGUGUGCAGGAGCCACGGGCGUACCUGCGCCAGUGGAGCGGGCGACGGCCCUCGCAACUCUACCAGGAGCUGAGCCUGUCCAGCGGGCUGGAGUGCCAGCUGCUGGAGUACCGCAACCUGACGCUGCGGCCCCUGGUGCGGCCCUUCACCCUGCGGGGCCAGGCCGCCGUCACCCAGGGCGCCCAGCAGAGGCUGCUGGAUGGGAGCGUGUUUGUGGAGCCCGUGUUCGCCACCGUCAGCCAGCACAUGGUGCACACAGUGGACACGGCCAUCAAGGGCUGGCAGCAGAACCUGGACCCCGAGGCGGAGGAGCUGGUGUUCAGCCACUACGUGAUCUGCAACGACACCCAGGAGACGCUGCGCUUCGGCCAGGUGGACACGGACGAGAACGUGCUGCUGUCCUGUGUUAACAGCCACCAGUACAGCUGGCGCUCACACAAGUCCCCCCAGCUGCUGCACAUCUGCAUCGAGGGCUGGGGGAACUGGCGCUGGUCGGAGCCCUUCAGCAUUGACAACGUGGGGACGCUGCUAAGGACUAUCCAGUACAAAGGCCAGACCGCCUCCCUCAUCAUCAAGGUGCAGCAGCUCAGCGGGGUCCAGAAGCAGGUGGUGAUCUGUGGGCGGCAGGUGAUGUGCAGCUACCUGAGCCAGGCCCUGGAGCUGCGGGUGGUGCAGCACUACGUGGGCGCGGACGGGCAGACCGUGGUGCGGGAGCACGUGGGCUGCCUGGAGGCCGGAGGAAAGCUGCCCUCCUACGUUCUGGAGGACAGCGAGCUGACGGAGCUGUGCGUGAGGGCGCACGGGGACGAGGACUGGUCUCAGGACGUCCGGCUGGACCGCCGAGAGAGCUCAGUCGUGCAGGUGCCUUGUUCCAGUGGCUCCCUCCUGAAUGUGUGGUGUACCCUAAUCACACUGGAAGCAGACACACACAUGCAGCAGAGAGUGGUGGUGUUUAGUCCUCUGUUUAUCAUGAGGAGCCACCUGCCGGACCCGGUGAUCAUCCACGUGGAGAAGCGCAGUCUGGGCCUGAAGGAGAGCCAGCUCAUCCACGGACAGGGACAAGAGGAGGCCCUGCUCAACGUAGAGGCCGACCUCACACACCACCUCACCUUCCAGGCCAGGGAGGACGAGGACGCCUCUCAGUGUGCGGUGCCCAUCUCGUCCAGCCUGAUCAAGCAAAUAGUGAGCAAGGUGGCACCGGAGGAGAGCAGCCAGCAGCACAUCCUCUCUGACUUCUACGGGGCCAAGAGCUCCAGCCAACCAGCCUGGCCCUACACCAGCAAAGACUCCAGCAGGUCUGGGCUGGAGACAGUAGGCCAGUGGGAUAGCCCCAUGCAGGUGAAGCUGUCGGCGUGGAGGCCCGGCCUGAGCACCCUGCUGGUGGAGCUGCUGCCGUGGGCCCUGCUGGCCAACCACUCCCACUGGGACCUGUGGCUCUUCGAGGGCGAGCGCAUCGUCCUGCAGAUCCCCGCUGGCGGGGUCAUAGUGCCCCCCAACUUCAAGGAGGCCUUCCAGAUUGGCAUCUACUGGGCAAACACCAACACGGUGCACAAGUCUCCGGCGCUGAAGCUGGUGCACGACCUGACGUCGCCGCGCUGGAAGGAGGGCUCCAGCCCCGAGGUCAUCACGCUGGACGAGGACGGCUUUGUGGAGGCCGACAUCACGCUGGGGGCCUUUCCCGGCAGACAGAAGGUGUGUCAGUUCUGUGUAUCAUCGGUGGUGAGGCACGGGAUGCAGAUCCUGCAGGUUGAAGACCGCACCAUCCUGGUGAACAACACCUCCCUGGCGCUCAGCUACAAAGCCCUGCUGUCCGAACACGGCCUGGCCAGCAGCAAUGAGCCAUGCAGGCCUGUGGAUGCGGCUGUGUUUACUCUGGCUCCGGCAAGGGACAGUGGCCACCCGCGCCGCUGCGCUGUGCCCUGCUGGGACCUGCUGAGAGAAGGUCCCCAGGCGGAGGUGGAAUCCCCACUGCCCGUCAAACACAUGCUCCUCAGCUCCACACUGGGGCCCACAGCUGUGCCUGGUGGUGCAGCUGCGUCCUGGAGCCUACCGGUGUCCGUAAGGCCAGACUUCCCCAGGCAGAGUGUCGCAGUGCCUGAUGCCAGCACGGCUGGACUCAACAGCAGGCCCUUGGUGGUGACGUACCAGGAGCACAUAGGAAUCACGUACAUCACGGUGAGCGAGGAUCCCUGCCCACGCAUGCUGCUGCACAACAAGUGCCCCAUCGCCAUGCUGCUCAGAGAGAACGUCAGAGAGACCCCCCGGGCAGAGGUGUUCUGUCGGCCGCUGCCCCCCCUCAGCUCCCUGCACCAUGAGCUCUACCACCAGGCCUCCAACUUCCCCGACUGCCGGCCCCGAGAUAGCCUGCCCACGCUCCUCCUGAGGGCCACGCCAGACCCUGAGGCCUCCCCACUGCCCCAGCCCGACUGGACUGAGCCCAUCGACAUUAACAGCCCCGGAACACAGGUGGUGUUUCUGCCCAGCUUUGGCUGCCUGUAUGUAGAUGUGAGUCAUCAUAGUGGCACAGUCAUCCUCACCCUCGCACCUGAGAGCUGUGCUGGAACCAUCAUCAGUCAGCACCACAGGUUGUCCAAGCAGUCUCUGUCGUUCCGUGUGCUGCUGAGCGAGGUCAGUGUGGCGCUCUGUGAUGACAUCACCAGCCCGUCCGGCUCGGUGGAGUUGCUCCGCCUCACGCUGUCUAAGCUGCUGCUACACCACUCGCCCUCCGACCUCUCUGCCGACCUCUCGGCCGACCUCCUCACCACCACCUCCUCCUCUGCCUGGGACCUCCACCCAGACCCCGGCUCCCCCGUGCCCGGCUGGGGUGGCAGCGUGCUGGAGCUGUACUGUGCCAAUCUGCAGCUGGACAACCAGCUCUACACCCGCUCCAGCUUCCACUUCCCCGUGCUGCUGUGCCAAGACCCCCGCACCGCCGAGCCUCAAUCCUCCUCUUCCUCCUCUCCCUCUUCCUCCUCCUCCACGUCCUCUGGCGCCCCCUGGAGCUCGGAGGCCAACCCCCUCCUCUCCCCCCACGCGCUGCAGGCGUACCGCAGCUCCUGCUUCCUGCGUCUGGCGAUGGCUCUGGGCCCCGACCUCAGCCUGGAGACGGUGGCCUUCCAGCUGCAGCCCGCGCGCGUCUACCUGGAGGACACCUUCGUCUACUACGUCAAGACCCUCUUCCACUCCUAUCUGCCCGAGUCCGCCUUCAGGAGCGGGAGCAGUGGGUCCCCGUCCUCGUCUUCGUCCUCGUCCACCACCACCGCCGGCCUGCCGGAGGACGUGGUCCAGGCCACCCAGGCGCUGGUGUGGCCCCUGAGGCUGCAGAGACUGACCAUCCAGCCGGUCAGCCUGCUGGUGAGCAUCCACGCGUCCCUGAAGCUGUACAUCGCGUCGGACCACACGCCGCUCUCCUUCUCCCUGUUUGAGCGCGGCCCCGUCUGCACCACCGCACGACAGCUGGUGCACGCGCUCGCCAUGCACUACGCCUCAGGAGCUCUCUUCAGAGCAGGUUGGGUGGUAGGUUCACUGGAGAUCCUGGGCAGCCCUGCCAGUCUGGUGCGCAGCAUAGGGAACGGCAUCGCUGACUUCUUCAGGCUGCCCUACGAGGGCCUGACCAGGGGCCCCGGGGCCUUCGUCAGCGGCGUCUCCAGAGGGACCACCUCAUUCGUCAAACACAUCUCCAAAGGCACUCUGACCUCCAUCACUAAUCUGGCCACCAGUCUGGCACGGAACAUGGACCGCCUGUCUCUGGAUGAGGAGCACUACACACGACAGGAGGAGUGGAGAAGGCAACUACCAGAGAGCCUAGGGGACGGACUCAGACAGGGCCUCUCACGCCUGGGCAUCAGCCUGCUGGGUGCCAUCGCAGGCAUCGUGGACCAGCCUAUGCAGAACUUCCAGAGGACAUGGGACAUGCAGAGCUCAGCCGGCAGCAAGGCCAAAGGAGUCAUCUCCGGCGUGGGGAAAGGCAUUGUAGGAGUUUUCACCAAACCCAUCGGUGGAGCAGCUGAGCUGGUGUCACAGACUGGAUACGGUAUCCUUCACGGUGCUGGACUGUGGCAGCUUCCCAAACAGCUCUACCUAGCAGUAGAAGUGCAGGCGGCCCAGGCCCCCAACAGCCACCUCAAAUAUGUCUGGAAGCUGCUUCAGUCUCUUGGCCGUCCGGAGGUGCACAUGGCUCUGUGUGUGGGUCUGGUGAGCAGCUCCGGGCAGGAGCACGCCGGGUGUCUGCUGCUGACGGCGGAGGUGCUGUUCGUGGUGAGCCUGUGCGAGGACACCCAGCAGCAGGCCUUCCCCAUCACGGAGGUCACCUGCCAGCAGGACCCCCUCCAGCCCGGGGAGCUCACACUCACACUGCAGCAGCAGAGGGUCAGCAGUGACAAUGAGGCCGAUGGGGGCCGUGAGCGUCUGUCAGAGCAGCAGUACCGGAGGCUGGUGGAGUACGUGACGCGUGUGUCUCAGCACCUCUCCCCCUCCACCUCCAGCCUGCAGCAGCAGCACUCCCCCGUCACCCUGGCCGAGCCGCCCCCAACCCUCACCAAGUCCUACCGCUACCUGGUGGAGCCCGCGCACGCACGUGUCUUCGUCUACAAGUUCACUACGGUCAAGAACAAGGCCCUACGUGUGGGCUUUCACUGACACAUACACUGAGACACACACACACACACACACACACACACACACACACACAGCUGACAGCCACCACUGAUGGCCUUAUUUACUGGACCGAUGGGCUCUGUCUGAGAGAGCGAACUAUAUAUGCACUGCGGUCAAGCCCUGACCAGAAGCAUUUAGCAGGAACACCAGUUGAAGGGAAAACGGAUCUCAGUGCUACCUGCGAUUUGUGGACGGUCUGGCUCGAGCGUGAGGUAUGAGGAGUGCAGGUGGAACUUAACUAUGUAAAGGAUAAAGCUGCCCUGGUAGUGGAUGAUUCAGGACCGGAUGCCUCCAGGACUCGUGGGCUGUGGAGGAAAGGCUUUAGGGAGAAGCAGGAGAGUGUAGUGGGCAUGUGAGGAGGGCUGAGGGAUGUGUGAGCAGGAAGACGUGAGGUUGGACAGAUGGAGUGUAGUGCCCACACCACUACAACAGGAUGGGAAAGGGAAAACGCGGGGUGAAUUGUAUUGCAUUUCAUUCCGAAAUAAUGUACACACACACAGAGAGAGUUUCAUGCACGCUAGCACUAACAUACAUACAUUCACAAAGAGGCCUUUCAUUUCCAUGUAUUUAUUACAGUAUCAGAGCUGCACAUUAGCGCGUCUAAGUUUAGCACAGUUAGACCCCCCUCUUUAUAAAGCAGACUGUUCGACUGUUGAAGCCAGGCUGUGGCUUCAUAAACUCCAGAUCUAUGGUGACCGAACUCCCCAUCACCCCCAUGAAUUAUUCUAGAACACUCAACAGAGAAUGUAGAAGACAAGAAACUAAGACGUUGGCUGGAUAGAAAUCUCUAAUGUACAGAUCACCUCACGCUGAGUCUUGUGUUCUCGUGCCCUUUCAACACUAACAGCGGGGGAGUUCAGGAGGAGGAGGAGGUUAACCAGGGUUGGUGCUCAGUUCCCCUUCAGAUGUGUGUCAGUGUCAGCAUGUCACCUCUCUCCUCCUCUCGCGUUGAGAUGGUUGUCCUGUGCGUUUAAACUUCGCCCGUGCUUCAGCGUGAGGAGCCCAUGCCAAUGUUUGUGCAAUAAGUGUGUGUGGUUAAGGCUCGUGAGUCUGCGCGUCCUGGCAACCAACCAAAAGCUGAGUGAGUGUAUUCCUGGGUUUUGUAUAUUUCCUUUUUAGAAGACGUUACUUAACUGAUGUUUGAUUUUUAUUUGUGUAUUUUUUUUAGAUGACAUGACCUAACUGACGUUUGAUUUUUAUUUGUUGUUGUUUUUUUUUCAUUUUUGUACUCAUUCGUCUCUGCCAACAUUGUCCUUUUGCUAAAAUAAUGUUUUAAUAUUAAAAAAAAGCCUUUUUACUAGACCCUGUCAACUUUGUGGAGGAAUCAUCCUUUUGUAAGCCAUCUGAAGCAUUCGCAAUGCUAACGACUGAUGUAUCAAUAAUGAAAUAUAUCAUUCUAAUAAAAUAUUUAAUUAA
Messenger RNA from Clupea harengus (Atlantic herring), 13877 nucleotides. It is a transcript of the gene vps13b, whose product is annotated as vacuolar protein sorting-associated protein 13B. NCBI's taxonomy places the organism in Eukaryota, Metazoa, Chordata, Actinopteri, Clupeiformes, Clupeidae. The record is from RefSeq and is a predicted model, not a curated record.